Papilio xuthus (Asian swallowtail) is the source of this 2758-nucleotide messenger RNA. It is a transcript of the gene CPR20, whose product is annotated as cuticular protein RR-1 motif 20. Bases 56 to 2758 code for a protein of 900 amino acids. Gene Ontology annotation, cellular component: chitin-based extracellular matrix. The record is from RefSeq and is a predicted model, not a curated record. The transcript has 4 exons. NCBI's taxonomy places the organism in Eukaryota, Metazoa, Arthropoda, Insecta, Lepidoptera, Papilionidae. Gene Ontology annotation, molecular function: structural constituent of chitin-based larval cuticle.
UCUGUGUUAAAGAGUGACGUGAUAUAGAAUUUUAUGGAUUACAAAUUAAGGAAAAAUGAAGCUGGUGUACUUUUUCUUGUACGUUAACGUAUUUGUUUAUGUAAAUGGUCAAAAAGUUCAUCAAGGACAAUUUCCUUUACCACAAAACUAUCCAUUGACAAAUUCAAUGGUUACAUCAGAUAGGUCUAUUUAUAUUCCAUCAGAAUUUCAAACUUUAAGUCCAUAUUUCGCGUCAAACAAUUAUGACGAUCCAUAUAAACUUUUACCAUCAAUUCAGGCUAAAUUAUCGAACGCAUUUCCAACAUCAUUUCCAAUUUUAUUAACACCAACAACCGAUUACAAAGAUGGAUUGCAAAGAAGAAUAGAAAACAAUGAAAGGUUUAAUAAAUCUGUACCAACUCCAUUCACGUACAAUCAAACUAAAAUAAAUUCAAACGUUAAAGAAGCAGAAAGGAGAACAUUUCCUAUUAAUACGCAAGUAUUAAAUUAUAAACAAAUUGAUAGAAUGGAUAGCAAAGCAUCGGCACAAGUAACACCGCCUACAGAAGCAACAAAAACUACAAAUACUGCUUCUAAGAAGUUCAUAAUAUCUACAGAUAAUAUAAAUAAUCAGGACCUUGAACAAAAAGCUUCAUUUCACAAUGUACACUACGCCCCUCCACCAAAUGUGUACAUACAGUCUACCACAGAGAUCGCAAUACCUAUACUAAGAUUGUCCAACGAGAUGGAUUUGGAUGGAAGCUUCAGCUACGAAGCCUUAGGUGCGGAUCAAACUCAUUACGUUCAGCACAGUCGUAUGGAAAACUUGGGUACUGACAAGGAGAAUCAAGUUGUUGAAGGUUCAUAUUCAUAUGUUGGUGACAAUGGCCAAACAUAUACAGUACACUACAUUGCUGAUUCUAAUGGAUAUCGAGCAACCGGUGAUCAUUUGCCAGUUCCACCACCUGUUCCUGAGAUUAUACAAAGAUCCGUUCAAUACAAUCUUGCCGAGGAAGCAAAGAAACCACCACAUCUAAGAUAUUAUUAUGAUGAUGAAAGUGACAGUUUUUAUAAUAACGAUAAAAACAAUCAAAAUUAUGUCCCAGUACAAAAUAAUUUAUUUACUGGACGAACACCGGAAGCAUUUUCUUUUGGCAUUUCACAAAGAUCUUCACAAAACGAUUUAACAUCAUCAACGAAUUCCAAAGAAGCUAUAAAUCAAAAUAUAGAAUUUACUGAAGAUAAAUUUAAAAGAAAUACAAAUUUUGAAAAUCUUGAACCUCAAGUCACAUUUCUAGCAUCACAAGGCGCAAGUUUACCUUUGAAUAAACCUCAAAAAUCAAGUUUACCACAGUUAGUAAAUUAUGAUUCAAGCCAACCCAAUCUAAUAUCAAAAGAGUCUGAAAAUGCAAAAGCUUUAUGGAGAUGGCAAUACGGUUCAAAUAGUAAUACCGAAAACUUAAAUCCUACAAAAAAUCUUAUAUCAAGAUCUUCUAGCGAAGGUGAUGAUGUAAUCAUAAAUUUUAAUGAAAUGUCUCCAAUAGAAUAUUCAAAAGCUAUUAGGAAUUAUGAAAAUUCAUACACUAAUUCAGAUUACGAUUUCAUUCGAGAACAGCAACCAAAAUCAAAUAAUAUUAAAAUUAUGAAUGACAAUAACACUUCCGAAAAUAAUUACUAUUAUAGUAUAAAUAAUCAGAAGACUAUUACAGCUAAGACUUCAGGUAACGAAAAUACCUUUCAUCAAUUCAAUGAUGAAUAUGACAAAUUCGAGAAUAAUUUGAACAGUACCCAAACAAUUAAAUCUGACGAAGCUAUUAAAGCAAAUCCAUACACUUUUGCAGUUUCUACUGAUACACCUCAAUGGUUAGACUAUGAAUCUGUGUCUUAUAAACCUAAAUACAUAGCUCCAUAUUCAGAUAACAAAGAGAAAUAUUCAACAUUCGAAUAUUUAAGAAACGAAUCUGAUACUAAAUACAGCCACUAUUACAACAAUUAUGAAGCAAAUAUUAAUGAAGACAGAAGCUCUUCUAGUACCACAAUCCCAUCUGAUAAUAAUAUGAUAUAUAAUCAAGAGAAUAAGGAUAAGAUUCAGGAAGUAAGAAUACUACCAAAGCGACAAGAAAUUACAUCACAAAGCAAUAAAGUUACUACUACCGAAGACAAUAUCAAUGAAAUGCUUCGAGACAAUAUAUUCCUAAGAAAUCUUUUCAAGGCAAAAAAUUCUAACAUACAAAGAAAUAAUUUACAAAAUGACAUCAAUAAAGAAUACUACAAAAAUUCAAUUAUUAAUACAACACCAAAAUCAAUUGAUUCUGAUCAACAAUACGUUAUAAUAACAUCUCCAAAAAAUAAAAAUGAAGCAAAAACUCCAAAUGAUAUAAAAUCAAACGAAAAAAGACCGUUUGAUACAACAGACGUAUUAUAUUAUGUAAUUAAUAAAAACGUUUUCGAAUCAAAUAAAUUAAAAACAAAAAGAAAACCACUGCAAGUAAACAAUGAUAAUAACGGAUCUAAUGAUUUGAACAAUGAAUCGAUAAAGAAAUUUAAACAAGAGACGGCAGCAAAUCAAAAUAAUUAUCUAUUACAACCGCAACAACAAGAAAUACGCGGUAUUUUAAAGAAUUAUAAAGUGAUACAGCGUAAUAAUGUAAGAAAAUCGAAUACCAAAGAACAAGAAAAUAAUACACAAAAUUCUCAGAAUCUUUACUCAGUAAAAUUACCGCAUUUAGGUCGGGCUGGACCUUCAACAAGGAGCUAUCUACCACCAGUAUAUUUAUAA